Messenger RNA from Moneuplotes crassus, 713 nucleotides. Lineage: Eukaryota; Ciliophora; Spirotrichea; Euplotida; Euplotidae. The record is from the annotation of a GenBank genome assembly.
AUUAGAACUAAUGGAUAAAACCACAGAGGAUCCUCCUUGUGAAGACAUUCAUAAAGAAGACUGAAACAGCGAAGACUCUAAGCUAGAUGAGGAUAAGGUUAAGAAGUUCACUACUUUGAUUAAAGCUCUCACUGCUCUUAGAAUGAGUAAGCAAGAUAAGACUCCUUCAGAAGUAAUCCCAGGAUUGUAUAUUGGUUCCAUUGGAGCUGCGAUGGCUAAAAAUUUGCUUCAAGAGCUUGGAAUUACACAUAUCUUGACUGCUGCAGCUAACUUAAACCCUCCGUUCCCUGAUGAUUUUGAAUACAUGACAAUUCCAGUUCUUGACAAACCUAAGGCAAACCUUAUGAUUUAUUUUGAGAAGACUAACAAAUUUAUCAAGGAAUCUUUGGAAGGUGGUGGAAAAGUUCUCGUACACUGCUUCGCUGGUAUCUCUAGAUCGUCUACCUUCUUGCUCGCUUAUCUUCUUGGUGUCAAAGAGAUGAACCUCGCAGAUUCGUUUAAACUUCUGAAAGAGAAAAGAGACAAAUGUGAUCCCAAUGUAGGAUUCAUGAUUCAACUAAAAGCUUACGAAAAGACUCUUUUUGGAGAAUGAAGCAAAUUUGAUUGGGAACCCAAAGAACUAAAAAAACUGAAAGAUAAAGACGAGGAUAAAGACGAGGAUAAAGAUGAAGUUGAAAAAGAGGAUUAAUUUCAAUUAAAAGUUUGUACUUCGG